Molecule: messenger RNA, 4060 nt
Organism: Micropterus salmoides (largemouth bass)
Lineage: Eukaryota; Metazoa; Chordata; Actinopteri; Centrarchiformes; Centrarchidae
Gene: usp46
Product: ubiquitin specific peptidase 46
Exons: 9
Coding region: 345-1454 (369 amino acids)
Biological process (GO): protein deubiquitination
Cellular component (GO): nucleus; cytosol
Molecular function (GO): cysteine-type deubiquitinase activity; cysteine-type endopeptidase activity
Source: RefSeq, a predicted model, not a curated record
CUUCCUCGCUCAUCACGCUUGUUUCCUGGUCGUUGCUAACAACCUGCUGCCUGCAACUUCGCCUGUCCACAGUCUACUCGUGCACUGACGGUUUCCAGCUGUGGUGUGUGUGAAAUGUGCGCGAGGAUGAAGCCGUGUGGACGCUGAGUGCGGUUUGACGCUCAGCUCCGUGCUGGCUGCACGGUGCUCCGUGUCUCUCUGCCUGCUGCUUUCUGACGCUUGGGGGUUUGCAGUCUGGCCUCCAGCGGCCGCGGCUGCGAAUUAACUUCAUUUCUCAGCCUCGCCUUGCUCUUAAAUCAUGUUUAUUUUAUAAAGAUGGCGGUGAGAGGGACACUGUAAACUAAAUGACUGUCAGAAACAUCGCCUCCAUCUGUAAUAUGGGCACCAAUGCCUCUGCUCUGGAGAAAGACAUCGGCCCGGAGCAAUUCCCAAUCAAUGAACACUACUUCGGAUUGGUCAACUUUGGAAACACAUGUUACUGUAACUCAGUGCUCCAGGCCCUCUACUUCUGCCGGCCUUUCCGGGAGAACGUGCUGGCUUACAAAGCCCAGCAGAAGAAGAAGGAGAACCUGCUCACAUGUCUGGCCGACCUCUUCCACUCCAUUGCCACACAGAAGAAAAAAGUGGGCGUCAUCCCGCCCAAGAAGUUCAUCUCGCGGCUACGGAAAGAGAACGAUCUGUUCGACAACUACAUGCAACAGGAUGCCCACGAAUUCCUCAACUACCUGCUGAACACAGUGGCCGACAUCCUGCAAGAGGAGAAGAAGCAGGAAAAGCAGAACGGACGCCUCAAGAACAACGGCACCGCCGUCACCACGGAGACCGAGACGGAGAACAAGACAGAGCCAACAUGGGUUCACGACAUCUUCCAAGGCACACUGACCAAUGAGACACGCUGCCUCAACUGUGAAACGGUGAGCAGCAAAGAUGAAGAUUUUCUGGAUCUUUCUGUGGAUGUGGAGCAGAACACAUCAAUAACACACUGUCUCAGGGACUUCAGCAACACAGAGACUUUGUGCAGUGAAUACAAAUACUACUGUGAGACAUGCUGCAGCAAGCAGGAAGCACAGAAGCGGAUGCGUGUGAAGAAGCUUCCCAUGAUCCUGGCACUACACCUCAAGAGGUUCAAGUACAUGGAGCAGCUGCACCGCUACACCAAGCUGUCCUAUCGAGUAGUUUUCCCCCUAGAACUCCGCCUGUUCAACACGUCCGGGGAUGCAGUUAACCUGGACCGCAUGUACGAUUUGGUGGCUGUGGUGGUUCACUGUGGCAGUGGCCCCAAUAGAGGUCAUUACAUCACCAUAGUGAAGAGUCACGGCUUCUGGCUGUUAUUCGAUGAUGACAUUGUAGAGAAAAUUGACGCCCAGGCCAUCGAGGAGUUUUAUGGGCUUACCUCAGACAUCUCGAAGAACUCUGAGUCGGGAUACAUCCUCUUCUACCAGUCCAGGGAGUGACUGGAGCUGGAUCAGUGACACAGGAGAAGACCAAAUUGGAUGACACCUGUGUUUUUUUAUUUAUUUUUUUACCUUCAGCCUGACAGACCCAGACUCCUGCCAUCUCCAUCCCAACCUGCUCCCAUACUCCCAAUGUUAGACCUCUGUGACACUUGUGCCAAUCCUCUGUCCCAACUCCAACAUCAGGGUUUACCCAUGUGUCUCUCUCUGUCUCUCAGUAAUUUGCUUCUUGCCUUUUAGUCACCUGCAUCUGGUCUGCACUUUAGAACAAAAGCAAAACUGUUCAAAACAGCACGACAGAAACAAAACGGAGUCUAUAAUCACAUCAAGCCCCACACGUUUUGGUGUAGACAGGUGUGAGAAGCCUGCAGAGGCGAUUCUCUACCAGGGACAUGACGGGGUAAAAGGGUCUUGUGCACACACAGACUGUUGUCAGAAACUGUACUAUAUCAUUUAUAUGUAUAUAAGGUCUACUUCCCACGAUGUGUCACCCCUUCAUAUUUCCUUUAAUUAGGGCUAUUGUCCCCCAUCACUGUUCAGUCCUUUGAUGUGUUCACGUCACUGGUGGAUGCAUGAGAGGUAAAUGAAGUUGGAACACCGUAUAAUACGCAUAGAGAGAUUUCAUGCUUUUCCAGUGGAAGCAAUAUCUGAGCAUUGAUUAGAGAGGAGCCACACUCUGGAAACUACCUAAACUUAAACUGUUGAGCGUAUAGAGGUUGUUUUGUCCCAUAGAGAAUCACUCUGUGAGCUGCUGUCUGUCCGCUGUGACAACUCAUGUUCGCCUAACCAGAUAUGAUCAAUACUUUAUCAUUUAAUGCAAAUGAGCCAAAAGCGCUAACACUACACAUGAAAGGAAAUCCUGCACUUUUCUCUUUCAAAUGGAUCGGCAUUCAAAUCAGCUGAAUCUUAUUCUGAUAGAACCACCCCUUAUUUAUUGAACGUACCAUAUUUAUUACUGAAAUUUGUAAUGCAGACUGGUAGAUAAUGAAUGUGUGUGUGUGUAAUGUGGCUCUUUUUAGAGCUUUGUGUGUUAAACCCCUUAUGUCUAAGCUCUCAGUGUGGAGGACAUGGUGUAUGUAAUACACAACUUGAUAUGGCAACGAAAAUUUGUCUAAAAAUUUAGUUUUGUCAGUUUCAAUUUGUAGUUUGCAUGUUAGAUACAGAAUAAUACGAUGCAAGUGAGACACAAUCCAGUACUGCCCAGUCGUUUAAUGAAAUGGUGCAAUAAGAGGUAAAGUUAUCAGUUUAAUUUCCCAGUGAGACUAAUAUGAAGUAUAUUUAGUUAUCAGUUUAAUUUCCCAGUGAGACUAAUAUGAAGUAUAUUUAAAUGUUAGUAGUAGAUAUGUUUCUUAGCAGCUGAUCUUUUCCCAGUGCUGUGUGCUUGUGAUAUUAAAGUAAAUGCUCCCCUUUACCACGUGCAAUUCACACUACCUCCUGGGAAGUUGGCUACAAUGUUUCAUCUUUUUUGUAACCUUACAUGGCAAUGUCUCUCUUUUUUUUUCAUUCCCAUGUUGAAGUACAGCUUAGGAGUUUUCUCUUGGCUUUGACAACGGAAAUUGUUUGUGUCAUAUGUAGCACGUUGGAAUCCUAAAUCCCAUGGACUUAAAAUGCAAGCUUAACUGUUAAUUCAUAUCCCUUGUAAUGUAGAUGUUUUUCCUCUGUGGCCCAUUCCCCAGGGUUUGUGGCCGUGCCCUGUCGAAUAGUGCAACAUCAAAAAACAUGUUUUCAAGUGAAUGACAUUUCCUAUUUGUUGCACAUCGUAGGAAUUACCAUUUCAAACACAUCUCAUUCUAAAUAAGAGGUAGGAAUAGGAUUAUUUUGCUAGCUUAGUGUCUGUGUCUUUUCAGGAGAGGCAGAAUUUAAAGUGAAAAUAGUGAAACCGGGUGUUGAAUGCACUUUUUUAUGUUGUCUCUUCCAUUUAGUCUGUUACUGGGUGAAGUCACAAGGAAUACGUGCCAAACUGGAGUCUAUACUGACCUUGCAACAGUCUUUAACAGAACAUUAUUUUCUUUGUAAAGAUACAACUGUACAUAUAUAUUAUGUAGAAAAACACUUCUGGAAAUAGGAAAAAUAUUUUUUUAAAGUAAAAGAUCUUAAAAUGUAAAGACACUCAAAGAUUUUAGCUCAAUGCUGACCAUUAAUGAAACCCUGUUAAGAAAUACUGUUAUUUUACAAUCACUCAAUUACAUAAUCAGUCACAUUUGUGCAGAAGUCAUCGUUUGUCAUAUUAUUGCUUUUACUGGGUUGAACUGAGCCAGGAUAGGAUACAGUAGCAGGGAUGGUCUGAGACAUUUUAGACCCGGGAGACAGGAAAGAGACGCAACGAUCUUCCAUUAUCACUUAUGCACUCGCCCUCACUGAGACACUCAGUCGUUGCACUUGGUCUUGUAUAUCUUACUGUGACAGUGUUCUACCUUUGAGAGCUCAGGUGCAGAGAGUCCUGCACCAGGUGGGAUCUGAAUGAGCUUGUGUCUCCAUUUGGCUGUAAACUGAAAGUGCACUUUAUUAGUGAUAAGCCUCGAUGCUUUAACAUGAAGAACCACAGUUUAAUACAAUCAUUUUGAGUUUUUUCUUCUGUUCAAUAAAAAGACUAUGAACAAAGUUUA